AUGUCUCUUCUCACUGGGAAAGAACAUACGACACCAUCUACGGUUCAUGUCACCGAAGUUGCCGGAAAUGAACGCCAUUCCACCGACGGAGACAGUCUAACGAGCGACAAUGCGGCGUUGGCAGCUCUCGGGUACAAGCAGGAGUUCAAACGGGCGUUCAAUCCUAUCGAGGUCUUCGGGCUCGGCUUCAGCAUUAUCGGGUUGUUCCCAUCCAUCGCGUCUGUCUUAGUCUUCGCUAUUCCCAACGGUGGACCCGUGGCCUUAGUGUGGGGAUGGGCACUGUGCUCGUUCUUCCUCAUGUUUGUGGGUCUUGCUCUAGCCGAGUUGGGGUCGUCAGCGCCGACUUCUGGUGGCCUGUACUACUGGACGUGGUGCUUUGCCACCCCGAAAUGGCGUAAAGUGCUCUCGUGGGUUGUUGGGUAUUCGAAUUCAAUGGGGCUCAUAGCCGGACUCGCUUCUAUCGAUUGGGGUUGCGCGGUGCAACUCAUGGCCGCUGUGUCUAUAGGCACGAAUGAAAGCUUCAUUCCCACUACGGGGCAGACGUUUGCCGUAUACGUGGCGCUGCUAAUCUGUCACGGCGUGGUUGCUUCUCUUGCGACGUCAGUGAUCGCUCGGCUCCAGGGAAUCUAUGUCGUUCUCAAUAUCCUGCUUUGCUUCGCAAUCAUUGUCGCACUGCCUAUAGCUACUCCUCAUGAGUUCAAGAACUCGGCUUCCUACGCCUUUGGCGGGUUCGCAAAUUUCAACGGUUGGCCAAACGGCUUCGCUUUCGUGCUUAGCUUCCUUGCACCCUUGUGGACUAUCGGCGGAUUUGAUGCAUCCGUUCAUAUCAGCGAGGAGGCCUCCAACGCCCGCACCGCCGUUCCAUGGGCGAUCAUCAGUGCGGUAGGUAUCGCCGGCAUACUUGGCUGGGCCAUCAACGUUGUUAUCGCGUUCUGCAUGGGCACGGAUUUGGAGAGCAUUAUGGAGAACCCCAUAGGACAGCCGAUGGCUACCAUUCUAUUCAACAGUUUCGGGCGUAGCGGUACGCUGGCGAUUUGGUCCAUUGUUGUCUUCGUCCAGUUUCUCAUGGGCUCAAGCAUCCUAACCGCCGCGUCGAGACAAACCUUCGCCUUCGCGCGGGAUGGCGCGCUCCCAUUCUCCCGGUUCAUAAGCCGUGUUAACAAGCGUACGCUCACCCCAGUCAAUGCGGUGUGGGCCUCCGCACUCGUCGCUCUUCUGCUCGGACUCCUCGUCUUUGCUGGCCCUACCGCAUACACGUCGAUUUUCAGCCUCGGCAUUGCAGGGCAGUACACCGCGUAUUGCAUUCCAAUCCUCAGCCGGUUUCUCGGAGGGCGAGAGUGGGUACCAGGUCCAUUCACGUUAGGCCGAUUCGGUCUUCCAGUGGCCGUCGUUGCGGUGUGCUGGAUGAUCUUCUCGGUAGUCAUGCUGGCAUUCCCCACUGCGCCCGGACCGACGGCGAACGAGAUGAACUACAUGAUCGUCGUCUUCGGGGGAUGGAUCGCACUGUGUCUCGUAUACUACUACUUCCCCGUGUACAGAGGCGCACAGUGGUUCAACGGCCCCCAGACGACCCUGGGACACGCAGGUCUGGCACCGUCGGAGACGACGGGGUCUACAAACGCCAUGGAUGACAAACAGACUGUUCAAGUCGCCAUAGAAUGUACUCAUUCUUUGAACGCGGCGAUCGCCCACGCGGUGUAA
Messenger RNA from Trametes versicolor FP-101664 SS1, 1701 nucleotides. RefSeq names its product APC amino acid permease. Gene Ontology annotation, biological process: transmembrane transport; amino acid transport. Gene Ontology annotation, cellular component: membrane. Gene Ontology annotation, molecular function: transmembrane transporter activity. The transcript is spliced from 13 exons. NCBI's taxonomy places the organism in Eukaryota, Fungi, Basidiomycota, Agaricomycetes, Polyporales, Polyporaceae. The record is from RefSeq and is a predicted model, not a curated record. The coding region runs from base 1 to 1701 and encodes 566 amino acids.